This is a messenger RNA of Paraglomus occultum, 3132 nucleotides long. The record is from the annotation of a GenBank genome assembly. NCBI's taxonomy places the organism in Eukaryota, Fungi, Glomeromycota, Glomeromycetes, Paraglomerales, Paraglomeraceae.
AUGGCUCGUAUGACGCUGUAUAAACUCGAUGAGUUGGAUGAGCCAAAGGUGUAUGAAAAUGAAAUGCAUGAGGCAUAUAUUUCGUAUGAUAAUUUACUUAAAAGGGGCAAUACAGAAGUUGAUGUGCAGAAUGCUUUACUUGAUAAGAGAUCAGAUGACAAGAAAUACAAAGAAACAAUGUAUGGAAUUUUAUUUGCCAUACUAACUGGAAAAGACAGCACACCACAUUUCAAUCGCAUGUGCGUGUGCGUGCGAGAUCAAUUCGGAGUAAUUGUGGACAGACUGCGGGCGCUAAUGGAAGCGGCUGACUUUCACAGACUGCGUCAGCCGAUUGUAAUCAAGAUGCUACAAUUAAUCGAAAAACUGAUUGAAAUGGACGCAAAAGAAAUAGACAAGUUGGUGGAAAUAGCAUUGCGGCAAGCAGCAGGCAGUAAUACAACACAAGCGAAUAUAGAAUAUUGCGACACGUUACUAGGGAUGCUGGAGAGAAAUCGCAUUAAAUAUUUAUAUAAGAGAGGAAAGAUGCUGAGACUAUCCUUGUAUACCUAUCUUCGGUUGAUACGCGAUCAUCUUGAUGAAAGUUUUGAUGACUUGCGCCGGAGAGAAAUCAACUUUUGCAUCAGACUCAUGAGAGAUCAGUUUCAUCAUUGCAAGUUGAUAGGAAGAGAUCUUGUAAGACUGUUAAUUGAUGUGGCAUCAAUAACCGAAUUCAGAGACUUUUGGAGAGAUUUACUUUAUAAUCCACAAAUACUAGACGAAAGAUUUGAUGGUUUAAAGACAUUAGUACGAAUGCCUACGCAAUCGGUAUAUCUGACAAACCGAAUCUCUCCCCACCUGGAAAGAUUACUUACUGCCAUCUUUAAACAAGACUCGUAUUCAGGUUAUAGACGACGCUGGCAAUGGCUACGAGACAAAUAUUUCAGCAGACCAGGUUCACAAUAUCUCGCAGUAGACAUAAUACGCUACAUUGUCUGCGUCAUUCAUCCCACAAACGAAAUGCUGCGAUCUAAUCUAGUCAAACGAUACCAGAUUAUUGCAGAACUAAUUUCCAUCACUUCGGACGAAAUUAUACGUCCAAGCGCUUUGCUCGCCUUAUUCUAUGACUGGUUAUUCUGGAAAGCGCAAGACAACAUUAUGAAUAUCGAACCGGCCAUAUUGUUAAUUAUGGAAACGUUCGAAAGCAGGAAUUGGCAAUACUGUCAGAUGUUGAUUGAGUUUUUGAGAUAUGAAGCAUAUGGUUUUUGUAAACCGUUGAGUGAGGAUAUCAAGAAAAGUGUGGAUGCUGCUAUGGAGACUGUGUUGACGCAACGACGAUCGAGGUUUGAUAGAUUUGGUAAACUCGCCACAAAUAAACUGGGCAACGCGUUCUUACGUAUCGGACUUGUGGGGAAGGUUCAUAAAAAACUCUGUGCCGCUAGCACGUCUAAUACCCCUUCCAAAGCCGCAUCCAAUAUUUCUUCUAAUACUCUCAAUACCCCUUCCAGUGCCCUCCCCGCUGUCCCUCCUCCAUCUACUUUUUCUUCCACUCCCAUCACCAACUCCGCCACACCCGUUCCCACCAAUAAUUCCACCCCUACCCCCGCUUCGACGCUACCUUCUACUCCGGCACCUGGUUCCACGCUUAAUUCUGCGACAGGUUCUACAACUGGUCUCGUAACCGGUGUCGGAUUUCAUCUUGCGAAAAUGGUUGUUUCUCCUGCCACUCCAUCCUCUCCUGUGCCCAUGGACGUGGAUGGUGAUCCACCAAAAUCCUACACUAAUUCAACAUCGGUAACAAAGUCGAGUAAAAUUGUCAAAAAGGUGAAUAACGGCACGUCACUGUCUUCUUCAAUUGUUCCACCGGCGGAGAAAACGUCAAAGGAUGCGUCUUUAUGGAUAUAUGGAAAGAAUCUGGAGCAAUUUAGAGAUGCCACUUCUUUAUCCGUGCAAAAGAGUAUACUUCCUAUAAUAUUGGAUACUUUUGAAAAACAUAUGGUGGAGGACGCACCAAAAAAGAUUUCCGGUUACAUAGUCCCAGCAAUAAGAGAAUCAAUGACAAAGUCAGAUCUAUUUACUGCAGUAAUGGAUAAACUAUGGUCAUUGGACAGUGAAUCGUCAAAGAGCAAGAUGUUGGAACUGCUAAGGUUGAUUGGGGAUGUGGAUAAUGGGCAUGCAUUAGUCAGUUUCCAAGUGUUACUGUCUUGCUUGAGAAAAGCACAGGAAGAAAGUAAAGAUGCCUUUUUUGAUGCACCAAAUCUCAAGGUUUAUAAAGACCUCAUAAAUUAUCAACUAGAAAUGAGUAAUGGAUACGAGGAUCUGAAAUUUGUAAAGAAGCAACGCGUUCACGAAGACUUUAUAUCAUUACACAAAAGCAAUAUUAUGCUGUUUCAACGUGCUACCUUUACGAUAAUGGAAUAUCUACGCGAAUACUGUAUGGGUGAAGUAACGUUCGUUCUCUUACUGGUGUCAAAGAUCACACCGAUAUUGUCAUAUGAACUUCAGAUCAAGUUGGCAAGAAAUCAAUGUGUAAUAUUUGGUGAUAAAUAUGACGAAAUACUAGUGUUUGCACUGGACUGGGAUCCAAUUGAACAAUACGUGCUGUUUCAAAUACUCAAUGCGGAAGUUGGGGGCCGUGUGGAUCGGGUUGAAAAGAUGCUAACCACAUCCUCAAUACUAAGAGCACUUGAUAGAUCAGAGAAUCCGGAACCUUUAAUUGGUUUGCUAGACAUUCUACGAACUGUUCCACCUACUAGUUUAAUAAUAUCUUCAAUAAUGUAUCUGAUGUCGAAUGCGAGUGACAGAUUACAAAAGCAAUGCAGUCUCGAGUUUGUCAUAACGGCAUUCCAGCAGUGGUAUCGUAACUCACCAGAGACCAUGAGGGCCGUGCUGACAAACUACAUGAGGGAGUUGAGCGAGGGCAUGAAGAAUAAUAAUACCAAAGAAUCCACCAAAGAGCAUGCAGGAAAUCUCUUGGACGUAAUAAUAUCAUGGUAUAAUGAUUCCAAGGCAGAAAUUACUGAAAACUUUUUAAAGAACGACGAGUUUUAUAGUUCCAUCAAACGUAUAACCCAACUUUUGGGUAAGCAGUUACUUACUGACUGGCUUACGAUACGUACCCCGGAAACCAACACGGAAGCCGAAGACGGUAAAUAA